Messenger RNA from Nylanderia fulva, 714 nucleotides. RefSeq names its product small ribosomal subunit protein eS28. Gene Ontology annotation, molecular function: structural constituent of ribosome. Gene Ontology annotation, cellular component: ribosome; cytosolic small ribosomal subunit. Gene Ontology annotation, biological process: translation; maturation of SSU-rRNA; ribosomal small subunit assembly. The record is from RefSeq and is a predicted model, not a curated record. Lineage: Eukaryota; Metazoa; Arthropoda; Insecta; Hymenoptera; Formicidae.
UCUUCAAAUACAAAAUUACAAAGUUUCUCGAAGUCGUCUACGCAGGCGUCUCUCACCAGAUACCCUUAGUUGGCCACUCGCUCUUGGAACAUUAUCAAGAUGUUAUUUGAUCCGCAUGUGGUCUAAAUUGGUAGCGACCAACGUUCAGUACAGCAUUGCGAGUAUUGCAACACGUUGUACAAGAGCUGUUCUACGUCGUGCGAUUGCACAGUGACGGAUCUAAGGAUCGGUAGAGCAUGGAGAAACCAAUAGUUCGAGCGAGAGUGGUGAAGGUCCUUGGCAGGACGGGGUCUCAAGGACAAUGUACGCAGGUCAAAGUGGAAUUUUUGAACGAGCAAAAUAGACAGCUCAUCAGAAACGUCAAAGGUCCUGUGCGCGAAGGAGAUAUUCUAACACUUCUGGAAUCUGAACGUGAAGCUAGAAGACUUCGUUAAGGAUGGAAGAGAAGGAAUAAUUUAUCGCAUACCUUUAUAAGUGGACAGUUGGCGGAAUUUCGGAAAAGCUGUGCUAAAAUUAAAUCUGGAUAUGGCAGCGCAACAAGUAUACACGAUGUCGAAGAAGGAAAAGCGUUCGCACAUGUGUGAUUUCUGCAUUAUUAUUUUCUACUUUAAAAUAAAUGUAUCAAGCAUAUCCCUCCACUUAUGUUUAUAUGAGAAGUGAAUUAUAUUCUCUGGCUAUUUUUUAUCAUGUUAAUAAAUCAGUUAAUGAUAUGUA